AUGACUUCAACGGGUCUGGAAAAUUUACGAAAGACUGGGGCGGGUAAAGCAAUCGCUGUGCUGACAAGCGGAGGAGAUGCCCAAGGUAUGAAUGCAGCUGUCCGUGCAGUGACUCGGAUGGGUAUAUGUGUUGGAGCCAAGGUGUAUCUUAUUCACGAGGGUUAUCAGGGACUCGUAGAUGGAGGUGACAACAUCAAGCUUGCCCACUGGCACAGUGUAACCAACAUUAUCCAACUGGGAGGAACUGUUAUUGGUAGUGCGCGGUGCAAGGCCUUCACCACGCGUGAGGGUCGUUUAUCUGCUGCUUUUAACCUGGUAAAACGUGGCAUCACUAACCUGUGUGUAUGCGGCGGAGAUGGAAGCCUCACAGGAGCAAACAUCUUCCGUAGCGAGUGGAGCGGACUGCUCGCUGAGCUGGUGGAGAAAGGCAGGAUCUCAGAGUCUGCUGCAAAGCAGUAUGAUCACCUGAACAUCGUAGGUCUGGUUGGAUCUAUUGACAAUGACUUCUGUGGCACUGACAUGACUAUCGGAGCUGACUCUGCUCUUCAUCGUAUCAUGGAGAUUAUUGAUGCAAUCACCACCACUGCUCAAAGUCACCAGCGCACCUUUGUUUUAGAGGUCAUGGGUAGACACUGCGGAUAUUUGGCACUCGUAUCUGCCCUGGCCUCUGGAGCUGAUUGGCUCUUCAUCCCUGAAGCCCCUCCAGAGGAAGGCUGGGAGGAACGGAUGUGUGCCCGUCUCGGAGAGAGCCGUAGCAAGGGAUCCAGACUCAACGUCAUAAUCGUUGCUGAAGGGGCAAUCAACAAAAACGGAGAUCCUAUUUCCUCCAACUACAUAAAAGACUUGGUGGUGGAGAGGCUGGGGUUUGACACCCGGGUGACUGUGCUGGGUCAUGUACAGAGAGGAGGUACUCCCUCUGCCUUUGACAGAGUGCUGAGCAGUAAGCUGGGUGUGGAGGCGGUGGUUGCCCUGAUGGAGGCUGUACCUGACACUCCGGCCUGCGUUAUUGGCCAGGCGGGGAACCAGAUCGUGCGGCUGCCCCUCAUGGAAGCUGUGGAGCUGACUAAGGAGGUACAAAAAGCCAUGAAUGAGAAAAGAUUUCAGGAAGCCAUCCAGCUGCGUGGGAGGAGCUUUGAAAACAACUGGAAUAUUUACAAGUUACUGGCCCACCAGAAACCUGCUCAGUCUGAGAGUGGAUACUCUAUGGCCAUUCUGAAUGUGGGAGCUCCGGCGGCUGGCAUGAACGCUGCUGUGAGAUCUGCAGUAAGAGUUGGACUGGCAGCCGGACACAAAGUCUACAUGGUUAAUGAUGGUUUUGAAGGGCUCGCCAAUGCAGAGAUUAAUGAGGUGUCAUGGCACAGUGUGGCUGGCUGGACUGGACAAGGAGGAUCUCUGCUUGGGACAAAGCGAACUCUUCCCAACACUUGCAUGGAGAACAUAGUGAAAGUGCUCAAUAAGUACAGUAUCCAGUCCUUGCUUGUUGUUGGAGGUUUUGAGGCCUAUGAAGGGAUUGUGCAGUUGUAUGAAGCUAGGGGGCGCUAUGACGCGUUGUGCAUUCCCACGUGCAUGAUUCCUGCCACCAUAAGCAACAACGUCCCUGGCACGGAUUUCAGCCUGGGUGCUGACACUGCAGUCAAUGCAGCUAUGGAAAGCUGUGAUAAGAUCAAACAGUCUGCCUCAGGGACAAAGCGACGGGUGUUUGUAGUGGAAACCAUGGGAGGAUACUGUGGCUAUCUCGCCACCAUUACUGGCAUUGCCGUUGGAGCAGAUGCUGCCUAUAUCUUUGAGGACCCCUUCAACAUACAUGACCUCAAGACCAAUGUGGAACAUCUCACAGAGAAGAUGAAGAAGGACAUUCAGAGAGGCCUGGUCCUGAGGAACGAGAAGUGUCACAAGCACUACACCACUGAUUUUAUCCAUAAACUCUACUCUUCUGAGGGACAGGGUGUGUUUGACUGCAGAGUCAAUGUGCUUGGGCAUCUCCAGCAGGGAGGAGCGCCCUCGCCCUUUGACAGGAAUUUUGGUACAAAGUUGGGUGUGAGAGCAGUGCAGUGGCUGACGGAAAAGAUGACUGACACAUUCAGACAAGGUCGUGUGUUCGCCAAUGCACCUGACACAGCCUGUGUUCUUGGUAUGAACAAGAAAACGCUGUCCUUCAGUCCAGUGACUGAGCUUAAGGCUCAAACUGACUUUGAACAUAGAAUGCCCAAAGUGCAGUGGUGGCUGAACCUGCGUCUGAUGCUGAAGAUGUUGGCCAGGUACCAAACCUGCUUCGACGAGUAUGUGACCGGAGAAAUCGAACACGUGACGCGUCGUUCCCUCAGCAUAGAUACUGGGUUUUAA
Messenger RNA from Chanos chanos (milkfish), 2343 nucleotides. RefSeq names its product ATP-dependent 6-phosphofructokinase, liver type-like. The record is from RefSeq and is a predicted model, not a curated record. Bases 1 to 2343 code for a protein of 780 amino acids. Lineage: Eukaryota; Metazoa; Chordata; Actinopteri; Gonorynchiformes; Chanidae. Gene Ontology annotation, biological process: fructose 6-phosphate metabolic process; fructose 1,6-bisphosphate metabolic process; canonical glycolysis. Gene Ontology annotation, cellular component: 6-phosphofructokinase complex; cytoplasm; membrane. Gene Ontology annotation, molecular function: identical protein binding; 6-phosphofructokinase activity; fructose-6-phosphate binding. The transcript is spliced from 22 exons.